GAUCGGAAAAAUAUAGUAAUCUCCUAACUCCUUUCUCUCUCUCUCAUUUCUCGACGAGACUUCAUGGUUGAAGAGGACGAAGUUAUUGUUCUCGGCACCGGUCUCAAGGAGUGUAUCCUCAGCGGUCUCCUCUCCGUCGAUGGUGUCAAGGUGCUUCACAUGGACAGGAAUGAUUACUAUGGUGGAGAGUCUACAUCUCUUAACCUGAAUCAGCUUUGGAAGAAGUUCAGGGGAGAAGACAAGGCUCCUGAACAUUUAGGUGCUAGCAGGGAUUACAAUGUUGACAUGAUGCCUAAG
This is a messenger RNA of Eruca vesicaria subsp. sativa (arugula), 297 nucleotides long. The record is from the annotation of a GenBank genome assembly. Lineage: Eukaryota; Viridiplantae; Streptophyta; Magnoliopsida; Brassicales; Brassicaceae.